GUGAGCUUAGCGCGUAGUUUGCACCCGCCAGCCGAGCCAGUAACCACCAACGAGAUGUACCAGCUGGAGAAGAUUUGGGUCCUGCUGUGCCUGGCCCUUGUCGGCGUCCUUGGCUUUGGCCAGUUUCACAUGAAGCACUACCAGCUGCAGCGUAACUACAAUACGCAGGAGGAUUCUGGCGAGAACGACAACAGCGUGCUGCGAACCUUCCGGCGCUGCAUGUGGGAGCAGUCCAAGUUCCUGCCCCGCCGCCUUGUCCUGCUCAGCCUGUGCUCGAAUCUGUUCUGCGAGAACAAUCACAUUAUGCCCCGUUCCAGGUCUAUUUUCGUAGUGGAAAAAAUGUCUAGGCCGAAUGACUGCCUGGACAUCCUGCCCGAGCAGUGCGAGCAGGGCGAUGAGGAGGAGCUGAUGUACAAGCCCUUCCCCGACUGCUGUCCGGUUUAUUGCAACCUGAAGCGGCGGAUGCAGCGCCUGCGCACCAUGCACUUCCGUCAUCGCCUGCUGCGCGACGGCUCCACGGGAUCCACGGGCUCCGGAUCCAGCACUGCCGGCGGCGAUGGGCCCAACAAUUCGCUGCUCAGUGAGUUUGUCUACAACAACUACUAGGAGAUGGAGUCAAGGACAUGCCGGUGAAUUAAAUUAUUCUGCGAUUUGUGAACUUGACAACUUGGCAUUCCGACAAGGGGGAUUCCCCAGCAUUAUAGGCGUCGUCAUCGUCACACUGAGCGAGAAAAUGCCACCCUGGAGACCCCAUGACCACGAAUUUGUAUUAUAACUAUCACUGGGAUAUAAUCAGCAAUGAACCAGGCUUACACUUGAUAUAAACAUCCUAAAUAUAAGACUAAAUAUAAUAUAAAUCAGCUAUAAUUAACUUGUAUUUCUCAUUGUAAGUGUGUUUGUUGUUUUUGUUCACAUAAAUGAGGUGCGGCUUGAGAUUGUUGAUCUGGAAAUAUAUAGUUUUUUAACAAGAAAA
Molecule: messenger RNA, 973 nt
Organism: Drosophila kikkawai
Lineage: Eukaryota; Metazoa; Arthropoda; Insecta; Diptera; Drosophilidae
Source: RefSeq, a predicted model, not a curated record